AUGGAACUUCGCUGCAUUGUGGCCGUGCUCCUGGGUCUUUGUGAAGUGCGCGCCAUGUGGUGGCCCCACCAACAUCCGCUGGAGGAGCAACUGGCCACCCAGAUAUCCGCUACUCUUCGCAAGAUUUUCACCAAUGGCCUGGCUGUUGAGAAUUUGAGUGUUUUCAUUAGCACUGGCUACGAGCAAAUGGACAGGGAUCGGGUGAUACUGGUGCAUCGAGUUCUCUAUCGCAGCUUAUACCAGCCGAAUGCUCCAGUGCCCGUUGUCCUGGCCGCCAAAAUGAAUCGCAAAAUAAGCGCCCACAUCUUCAGCCAGCUGCUUUUUGUGCAGAAUGCCGAGCAGGCCAUAGCCAUAGCCGAGGGAGUGGACAGAAAUGUGUUGUGCAUCAUCGUUUUGCUGACAUGCCAGCCGCAACGACCCAUUAUGACCAGGAUUUUCACGUACUUCAUGCAGCAGCGUUACAACAUCAACGUGGUGAUCCUGGUGCCCGGUGUCCAUGGUGUCCGGGCCUUCAAUGUCCGGCCGUACACCGCCAGCAGUUGCACGAGCGUGGAGCCCGUGGAAACGGACAUAAAGGAUGGCGAUGUAUGGGAUGUCUUUCCCAGCCGCUUGAAGAACCUACACGGCUGUCCAUUGAGCGUGAUCGUCUGGGAUAUACCGCCAUAUAUGCGAGUAAACUGGCAGAGUAGUGAUCCAAUGGAUGGACUGGCCGGAUUGGAUGGAUUGCUCUUGCGGAUCGUGGCACGCAAGAUGAACUUUACGCUGAAACUGAUGGCUAACGAACCGAACGGUUUGAUUGGUGGCUCCAGUUACAUAAACGGCACCUUCACGGGUGCCUACAAAAUGCUGAGGGAGAGAAGGGCCAAUAUCACCAUAGGAUGUGCUGCCUGUACACCAGAGAGAUCCACCUACCUGGAGUCCACCAGUCCCUACAGCCAGAUGGCCUACAUAAUCGUGAUGCGCGCCAGAAGCGGUUAUAGUAUCUAUGAGGUUAUGCUGUUCCCAUUCGAAAAGGGCACCUGGCUGGUGGUCAGCACGGUAUUGGGUCUGCAUUGGUUGGUGGGCAGUCGAUGGCGUAUGCCAUCACCCAUUCUGGCCGGCUGGAUGCUUUGGAUCUUUGUGAUCCGAGCCAGUUACGAGGCAUCCGUAUUCAACUACAUACACAACUCACCGGUGAAGCCAUCGCCGCGCACUUUGGAGCAGGCCUUGAAUGGUGGCUUCCGUUUCAUCACCGAUCACGCCACCUAUCGGAUGACCCUGCAGAUACCUUCUUUUCAGGGCAAAACUUCCAUAUCCGCCGGACAGCCGGUGGAUGUGUUCGAUGCUCUGUUGAAGGCACCCUGGAAAACGGGCGCCUUCACCAGUCGCGCCUUUCUGGCCGCCCACCUGGUUGGGCAUAGGCACCAUCGCAAUCAGCUGUUGAUUUUGGGCGAAAAGAUCAUUGACAAUAUGCUGUGCGUGUACUUUCCCCAGGGCUCCUAUUUCGCCUGGGAGAUCAACAAUCUGCUAUUCAAUAUGCGUAGCUUUGGCAUCUUCCAGCACCAUUCGCAGAUCCUCGCCUGGAAUAGUAUGCCCACCACCACCACGGAUACGGAUACGCCGGGUAAAAGCAUACAUUCCUCCAAGGAGAGUGCGGCCAGAGGAUUUGCCGAGUCCAUGAGCUUCGUCCUGGCAGCACUGAAUUGCUUGAUGGGAGCACUCUGCUUUUCCAUUGCGGUCUUUGGUCUGGAACUGCUGAGUCGAAGGCGCCGCUGGACGGGAUUAGCAUGGCUAUUUGAAAGGGUUUAA
Drosophila yakuba is the source of this 1788-nucleotide messenger RNA. RefSeq lists its product as uncharacterized. The transcript is spliced from 2 exons. The record is from RefSeq and is a predicted model, not a curated record. Bases 1 to 1788 code for a protein of 595 amino acids. NCBI's taxonomy places the organism in Eukaryota, Metazoa, Arthropoda, Insecta, Diptera, Drosophilidae.